AUGGAGAGUCCGGAUCAUUCCAGCAGUACCCGACAGUUCAAGCGCAGCUAUGUCGCAUGCGUCUCGUGCCGAGCCCGUAAAUCAAGGUGCAUCAUCAAAGACAACCCUCCCUGCGCUAAAUGUGCCAGGGAACAUCGCGAGUGUCGGUUUGAUCGCCGACCCAGGGCCCCCAAGCAUCGCGAUGCCCCGAAAUGGACUCGUGGCAAUGCCGUGGACGCUGCGCCCGCAUCUCAAAACCUUCAGGCGGCGAAUCCCUCCCCCUCGGAAGAUCUUGGCUUUAAUUCGUCGCCAAAUAACACGAAUCAUCCACUGUACAAUCGGGUGCAGUCGACGAUAGUCACUGGAACUAAUGAUGCCCUGGACUUUCUGUCAAGCGCUGCAGGACAGCAUAGCAUUGCUGGUUCAGCACCAUCUCAAGGGCAUCCUUCAGUGACUAAUGUUCCGUCUGAUGGCCCCAAAGUCGUAUCGGGUGGAUCUAAUGGAGUCGGAUUUACCAUCACAGCCCUUUCAGAACCAGAUGAUGCUUGUCUGGAUAUGUGGGACAAAUGUCGCUUCGUCCGUCAGGGCUGGUUUACGGCCCAAGAGGCUGUCACCUACAUCGACCUUUUCUUCGAAAAGCUUGCUCCACUAUCCCCUGUAGUGCUUGAUCAAUUCCGCAGCCAUGCAUCUCACGAACAUCUCGUUUAUAGGGAAGCCAUGCUAUGCUGCACACUCCUCAUGAUAGCAUCUCGAUUCUUCACACUACCAGGUGCAGGCGGUACUUCUAGAAGCCACUACGUUCACCAGCGUCUUUGGAAUCAUUGUGAAGUCCUUAUCCGACGCAUUGUGCUAGGACAAGAGAAAACAUCAACAUCCCAAACAAGAACAAUCGGCACAAUAGAGAGUCUAGUCUUGAUAUCCGAUUGGCACCCUCGUGCACUACAUUUACCUCCAGAGACAGAUGGCUGGGAUGGUCUUCUCGUAACACCUGGGUAUGAUCGAGUCAAUCGGAAGCAUAUCAACAACGAAGUUCCUCUUAUUCGUUGGCGAGAAGAUGUCUUUGAACCAGCUAAGAGGGCGAACAGAAUGUCAUGGAUGCUUCUCGGUAUGGCUAAUAAUCUUGCCUACGAACUUGGGAUCUUCUCGGGCCAUUACAGCGACGCAAGCCAGGCUACCAAUGGUGAAGUACUUCGUGGCCGUCGAGCUCAAAAGCUCCUCUACAAUUAUUUGACGCAGACCGCCACUAGACUUGGCUAUCCUUCUGUAUUUCCAGAGGGCAUAUCUGUAAUUGCAUCUCGCCUGUCCAUGCCAGAUACGAGUGAACCAAUUGACCAGUCCUGGAUAUCUUAUAUGGACCUCAGUUUAGAGCUUACCCAACUGUCGCGUACAGCAUCUUCGAUGUUCUUUCAUUCGGCAACCCAUCUUCAAACACAAGUACUCGGAGAUCACUAUGUGGAUCUCCUUGAACACUUUUCUUUAUCUCUGUCAAAAUGGCAGGAGAAGUUUGACGCCAUGAGCCAAGACAUCGCCUCACCUCUCAGAGAUACCCUGUCGGUCGAGUUCCAUCACCUCAAAGCAUGUACAGGUGCCAUCUCCAUACAAGCUGUAGUAGCAAGAGCCUCCUCCGCCGGCUUCACAGCCGCCAGCACGAACCCUGACGAAGCAUUAUCAGCAUUCAUAACCCCGAAAGACGCCAAAUUCUUACAAGACGUCAUCUCUGACACCAAAAGGGUUUUACAAAUCGCAACAAUGAGUAAUUUCAAGAGCCAUCUCCCUUACGCCCCAGCUCGUGUCAAGAUUAGCGUCAUUAGUUCAUCUGUAUUUCUGCUCAAGGCUCUCAGCGUUGGCUCCACCCAUACAGACGUGAACGACGCUUUGUAUACUUUAGAUCAAUGCACAUCAACGCUUAAGCGGUGCCCUGCGGAUGAUAUGGACUUUGCAUUGAGAUAUGCGGAUCUCAUUGAGAAGCAUACUGCACAAUUUCGAGCCCAUCUCACCCAGUCCAGAGGUCUAGGUUCUGGUAACCACAGCGGGCGGGCUUCAAUUCCAAGGAAUGUGACUCAAGCGGAGACUGGUAUUGUUGGUCCAAACUCGUUCUUGUCUGGUCUGGAUUCUCAACAGCUUGGAGACGAUGGGGCGAUGAUGAACUUUGAUAUGGGGGAUACAUGGGUAUCUCUUCCAUUUGAUUCGAGCAUAGCUCCUUUUGGUGAAGGGUGUGAUCAAGUUGCUUUAGGAUUGGAUGUUGACGCUUUGAACUUCUUGUGGAGUUUACCUGAGCUGGUGCAGGGCGAGACCGGCUUCGCUUAG
This is a messenger RNA of Fusarium redolens, 2286 nucleotides long. RefSeq lists its product as uncharacterized. Gene Ontology annotation, cellular component: nucleus. Lineage: Eukaryota; Fungi; Ascomycota; Sordariomycetes; Hypocreales; Nectriaceae. The coding region runs from base 1 to 2286 and encodes 761 amino acids. The record is from RefSeq and is a predicted model, not a curated record. Gene Ontology annotation, biological process: positive regulation of transcription by RNA polymerase II; aromatic amino acid catabolic process. Gene Ontology annotation, molecular function: zinc ion binding; DNA-binding transcription factor activity, RNA polymerase II-specific. The transcript is spliced from 3 exons.